GAUAAUUCCGCGGUCACACUGAUCCCUGUGGCACAAGAAAAAUAUAGAUUAAAAAUUAAAAAAAAGCCUCGCGUUGCAGCGUUAGGCACCGGUUAGAGAGUGCAAUCAAAAGAGCGGCGUUAUAUUGUGCCCAGCUGCUGCUAAUCAAAUCAACUCCUGUGCUGUUGUCCCCCCAAAUUGUGUCGGUCGUGGCGUUCGCAUAGCAAAAAUUUCUAUAACAGUUCUCAAUCAAUCAAUACCUCUCUCUCGCUCGCUCGCUUUUUCUGUCUCUCUGCCCUGUCUUUCGCUGUACGUGCGUGCUGCUGUGUGUGUGUCAGUGUUUUCCUCUGUGUGCGUGUGUGGUGCUGGUGUCGUCCACUCCUUGGGUGCAUAAUUAAAUUAAUCAAAUAAAUAAAAAAUCAACGUGUUGAAACCGAAAAGAGCAGCCGUAGUGCAACAACAGCUUCAACAUGACCAUGGCAGGGCAAACAAUCAACGACAGGCUGCUAGCAGCCCGUCACAGCCUUGCGGGCCAAGGACUGGCCAAGUCCGUCUGCAAGGCCACUACUGAGGAAUGCAUUGGACCGAAGAAGAAGCAUUUGGAUUAUUUGGUGCACUGCACAAAUGAGCCGAAUGUCUCGAUACCUCACUUGGCCAACUUACUUAUCGAGCGUUCACAGAACGCCAAUUGGGUGGUAGUCUACAAGUCGCUGAUAACCACACAUCAUCUGAUGGCAUAUGGCAAUGAGCGUUUCAUGCAAUAUUUAGCAUCAAGCAACUCUACAUUCAAUCUUAGCUCCUUUUUGGACAAAGGAACUGUGCAAGAUGGUGGCAUGGGCGUUCCAGGUGGCAGAAUGGGUUACGAUAUGUCCCCAUUCAUACGACGCUAUGCCAAGUAUUUGAAUGAGAAGUCGCUCUCCUACCGAGCCAUGGCCUUUGACUUUUGUAAAGUCAAACGAGGCAAAGAGGAGGGCUCGUUGCGCAGCAUGAACGCAGAAAAACUCUUGAAGACUUUGCCAGUUUUGCAGGCACAAUUGGAUGGACUUUUAGAGUUUGAUUGCCAGUCCAAUGAUUUGUCCAAUGGCGUAAUUAACAUGAGUUUCAUGCUCUUAUUUCGCGAUCUCAUCCGUCUGUUUGCUUGCUAUAACGAUGGCAUCAUCAAUUUACUGGAGAAAUACUUUGAUAUGAAUAAAAAGCUGGCACGCGAUGCAUUGGAUCUCUAUAAGAAGUUUUUGGUUCGCAUGGAUCGUGUAGGGGAAUUCUUAAAGGUGGCAGAGAAUGUCGGUAUUGAUAAGGGUGAUAUACCCGAUUUGACCAAGGCCCCAAGCUCUCUUUUGGAUGCCUUGGAGCAGCAUUUGGCCACACUGGAGGGUCGUAAAGUAUCUGCUGCCAAUACGCCCACACAGUCUUCAAGCCAUCAACGCAAUGUAAAAUCCGCUGUAUCUGCACUUUCUUCUACCAGCUCGGCUUUUGGCACUGCGGCCGCUUCCAGUAAAUUCGAUGCCACCAAUGGGAUUGAUGAGCAGCUCAAGGCACAGGUUCUGGCCGAAGAAGAGGCCGCCAUGAAUCAGUACAAAUCGAAGGUAUCGUCGCCCACUAGUAGCGGUGCUGCUGGCUCUAGCGCUGCACUAACAAAUCCAUUUCUAUCGUCACCGCCAGCCUCAUCGGCUGGUCAGCCGAUAGUUGAUCUGUUUGGUGCCGCGUCGGCACAGCCCGCUGCUGCUGGAGCAGCGUCCCACCACCACCAGGCGCCACAGGCCACCACCAAGGCCUCUGACGAUUUAUUGCAGUUGGGAAAUCCCUUUGCCGACAUGUUUGAAGCCAGUGCCAAUGCUGGCGGCUCUAAUGCUGCAGGAGGUGCCACAGGUGCUACACUCAAUGCCAAUAAUUUGUGGAUGCAUAAUAAUGGUUUUAAUGGCGCUUCAGUCUCUUCCGCUGCUGCAACAAAUGCAUUCGUUUCCGAUAGUAAUUUCUCAUCCGUUUUUGGUAACACGGAACCCACAGCAUCGAUGCCGUUGCCCCCUAAUCCAUUUUUCGAUGACGCAGUCGCUGUUGCACCUGUUGCUCCAACACCCUUUGGCAGCAAUACAAUUUUUAUGGAUCAGCAGCAACAGCAUCAGCAGCAGCAAGCAAUGUUCUACAUGCAGCAGCAGCAGCAGCAGCAACAGCAGCAGCAACAAUUGCAACUUCAACAUCGACAGCAGCUACAGCAACAGCAAGAAUUUCCACCAGGUGUCUAUCCUACCGGCAACAGCAGCGGAAACAGCACCUCGAUCCUUGCACUCCAGCAGCAGCAAUAUCUCUUGGGGCAGCAGCAGCAUCAGCAGCAAAUGCCAUUGCAACACCAGCAACUUCAGCAGUUACAACAUCAGCAGAUGCAGCAGCAACAGCCACAGCCAGCUGGCACUGGGAAGAUAAUUACCGGCGAUUUGGAUAGUUCACUAAUGUCACUAGUUGAUAACUUAAAUAUAAAUAAAACGGCAAGUGCAAAACCUGUGCAAUGGAAUUCACCUAAAAAUACAGCGAAACCAGGUGCUAAUUGGACACCACAACCAAUGGCGGCUACAACUGGUGCUGGCUAUCGUCCAAUGGCACAUGGCAUGACCGUAAGUCCUGCGCCAAUCACAAUCAAUCAUCCGUAUAUACAUGCUAGUUAUCCUGUAAUGCCAAAUUAUAUGCAGGGGAUGCCGGUGAUGGGGCAAGCCCCUUUGACUGGGGUGCCACCGACGAUGAUGUCGGCGCCGCAAAGUAAUUCCUCAAUGGCAGCUGCCGGAGCGACGGGAGGCAUCAUGCAGCCAAUGCAGCCGACGCAGAACGGGAGCGGCAAUAAAAGCGUACCACUGGAUCCAUUUGGUGCGUUAUAAAGGGGCACUCAUCCAAGCCACACUCACACCCACACACACUUUAAGCGCUCUAACCUCAUAGAAAGCAGACAAACACCCACACAUAUAAUAAAAUAUUAGAAAUGAUAUAUAUAUAUAUAUAUACAUAUAUAUAUACUGAAAAAUUCAAAAUGUUUAAACUAUGCUACACAGAAAAGCUAAAGCAAAAACAAAUGUUUAUGGAAAAUGGCACUAAAAGCUAAAAGAAUGGAAAAGAAAAGAUUAUAUUAUAAUGUUGAACGAAAAAAAAACAAAACAAAAAAAAUGCUAUAUACAUACAAUAUAUACUAGUAUAUAUAUAUAUAUAUUUAUAUUAUUACUAUUUAAAUGAAACAAAAAGAAAAAAAUAAGUUUGACUAUUUAUAUGUAUACACCAAUUUAUAUACUAUGUAUGCUAAAAAGAACGAAUGAAAAACGAAACAAUUUCCGUAAAUAGCUUAAAAGAAAAAAAGGAAGCAAAGUAGUCUAUGUGAAAUAUACCUACGAGAAUUCUACGAUAAGUCUAAGGAAAAAACCUGUAGUUGUGUCCUACGCCAAUCACACGUUCAACUUUCUAAAUUAUGGAAUACUAGUGGAAAACACUCUGUUAACUGUCGCAAAAAAAGAGAGGAGAAGCCAGCGCCCCGAACCCCAAUUGCAAUAUUUUAAUCCGUCUAUACGCAAAUUUAUAGUUUUUUCUGUUAUUUGUGGUUAAAUAUACUAUAUACGAGUAUGUACUAUGUUUUUUAAAACUGUUGUUAAGCAAAUAAUAAUUUUGUAACUCAAAUAAUUGUAAAUGCAUUCCAAACUAGUUUCAAUUUUGUCCAAAUUUAAUUUGCAAAAGUUAAAACAUUUCUUAUUGUUAAGUAUUAUUUAAAAAAGAAACUAAAGCAACGCUGAAGAUUGAUGCAGUAAGUGUGCUGAAAGAAACCGCGUCGUAUAUUUGAAUAUGUGUUAUAUACUCUAGAGCCAUUUAUUUAAUUGCUUCGAAAACCGACAGCACAUCAAGAUACGUAGUUCAUUUGAAGAUUGUGUAUAUACAAAAAAGAAAAAAACAAACAGAAAGCAUGAGGCGUGUGCGUAGGUUAUUUCCUAUUGUCCCACCCACACGCUGAACUAUGUCUAAAUAAAAACUUACAUAUAAAUUAUACAAAGUAUUUUCUGUUAUUUAUUAUUUAUUUAUUUUUGUUCUGCGUGUGGACCUGGUUGGAGUAUGCCAAAAUGACUUCCAUUACAAUUUUCAUUAUAUCUAUCCCACCACCUCCAUUCAGUGUGUAAUAGUUUUUCUGAUGAUUCCAAAGGUUUCUCCAACCUGCUUUCCUAUCGUUACUAUCGCGUUUUCGAAAGCUUGUGUGUUUGUGAAAGAUACCUUCCUACCUUCAACCUUUUUCUUAGUGGAUCAGUAAAGCUGAGAUAUGUAUCUAUCUUUACACGCGUGUACUUACCAAAUGUAUAAAUACUGAACGUUUUGAGCUGAAAAGUAGGCUAUAUUUUUGCACAAGUCCACAGGCAAUUCCCACUGCUCACAAAAGAACAUACAUAAUACUAAAUAUUAUGGAAUAUCGAAAUAUUAUCGAAAUAUGGAACCAAUAGAAGUCAUGUCACAUUUUGGAAAUCAGGAAGAUUUCAAAUCUAUGGAAUACCUUGUCAAAUUUUCAGCCGACUGCGUCGUCAUUGUAGCCAUGUCGUUGGCGGGCUGUAGAUAUUUUUUAUCGGAAUUCUUAUUUUUUUUAUAAGUAUCUACAUAGUACGUCUAUGUUGGCCAGGAUAUAGAAAUAUGGAAUAUUUAUGGAGAAAAGUAGAGUGUGUGAGGUCUAGUAUACAGCACCGAAAAAUGCAAUAAAAUUUUAAAGCAAACAAUCAUAUAUGAUAUUUUGUCAUUAAAGCUAACGCAAAUGUAAAAGCAGUAAGGCCACUAAAAACCCCUUGAAUCAAUGUAAAUUUAGCUAAAUUAUACACUUAAAACCAAACAAACAAUUUAAAACCCAUACAAAAGCCACUCAAAAAAAAAAUGUUUCAUGACAAUAUUUAUACGCUGGUGUUUGAGCUAAAACUAUACUCAUACUUAGGAUCUAACUAACUUACAAACUACAACAAAAAUUCUAUAGUACACCUGUACUCUGCGCCCAACAAAAAUGAUGUGAAUACUGCGACCAAUCGCAUUCUUCGGCAUGAGCAGAAUAGAAAAUUAAAUACGCGAGAAGUUUCCAAUAAAGUAAGCUUAGAAGUGUAUCUCUAUUCCAUGCAAUGGAGAAAUAAUCAUAUACCUAUGAGCUCUUCAUAUUCCAAUGAAUGUUGUGUUUCUAUUAGUUGAUUAAUAUAUCAAAAAAUUUAUACGCGCAACAAAGGUGAUGUAAACCAGUGCAACCACCACUAGAAAUGGCAUGGAUCUAUAAUAUAUUAAUCAUAAAGAUAUUACUUUGUCGUACAUGAAGCAUUAAUGCAUCUGUACUGGUACAACAAAAAGAUGUGAAUGCUGCGACCAUAUGUUGAUCCUUAAAAAUGGGAGAUCAAGUGGAGCGAUUAUGAAAUAUAAUACGCGAACAGUUUCCAAAAAAAAAUAGCUUAGAAAUGUAUCUUUAGAGAAUGCUUGAUGCACUAUCUCUACCUAUGAGCUCUACAUAUUUCAAUCAAAUUGUUGUGUUUCUAUUAGUUGAGG
This is a messenger RNA of Drosophila guanche, 5499 nucleotides long. RefSeq names its product phosphatidylinositol-binding clathrin assembly protein LAP (gene lap). Gene Ontology annotation, cellular component: clathrin-coated vesicle; synaptic vesicle; clathrin-coated pit. Bases 450 to 2843 code for a protein of 797 amino acids. Gene Ontology annotation, molecular function: phosphatidylinositol-4,5-bisphosphate binding; clathrin heavy chain binding; SNARE binding. Gene Ontology annotation, biological process: synaptic vesicle budding from presynaptic endocytic zone membrane; clathrin coat assembly; clathrin-dependent endocytosis. The transcript is spliced from 16 exons. The record is from RefSeq and is a predicted model, not a curated record. NCBI's taxonomy places the organism in Eukaryota, Metazoa, Arthropoda, Insecta, Diptera, Drosophilidae.